AAACAAAAAUUUAAUUACAAAAAGAUCAAAUUAUUAUCGGACUAGAAACCAUUAAACACCAUUAUACUCCCUAAAUAUAUAUACUCCCUCUUUAUAAUUUAAUCAAGUAUUUCCCUCAAAUUCUCAAAAAAGCGCAACUUCUCAAAAAUUUCAGCAACAAUUCAUUAAGUUUUAAUCCAAUCUAGGGUUUCUUCUCAACAGUUGGAAUUUGCUAAAUUUGGUUAUUAUUACAUUGGGGAAGAAGUAUUGUGUUGCUUGUUGUAAGGUGAGUGAGUGACUGGGUGGGUGAAGGGGAGAAUUGGAGGUGGUUGAAUUAAAGAAAGCAGAUGAGUGGUGCUCCAAAAAGAGGGGGGCAUGAGGAAAUGCGGCCGGGCUUUGGGGGUGAGGAGGAGGAAAAUUCUGGUUUUCCAAGGGUUAAUUAUGGGGUAGUUCAGGAAUCUACUAGACCUGGGUUGUUACCCCGUCCGGAGUUCCGUGAUGCGGAAAGACGAUCCCCUAUGCAAUCACAUUCGAUGUAUAAAAUGCCUUCGUCGUCUAUGACUGAUCCUCCACAUACUAGUCAUCCGAUUGCGGGGCCUGAGAUUAGGGUGGAUUCUAAAGAGAUUAGAGAAAACAAGGGUGGGGAGAGUAAUAGGGAUGCAAAAGUUGAGUUCAGAGAGGGGCAUCAUCAGGUUGUCAAGGCUGAGAAGGAAAGCAGGGGGGAUGAGAGUAAAGAAGGGAAGUAUGAGAGAGAGGGUCGUAGUGAUUCGAAGAGUGAAGUAAAGGUGGAGAAGGAUGUUUAUGGAGGGGCAGGGAGUCAUCCCAACUGGAAAGAGCAACAUAGAGGUAAAAAACAUCCUGAUAUUCCUAUUGGAAUGCCAAACUUUUGGAUGAAUGUGCCUCAAAUGCGUCCCAAAUUUGAGGUUGCCAGGGAUGCUACUGCAGCAUUUCGUGAAAUAAGUGAGGCUGUAGGAGAGAAUAGAGUUGACCUCAAAGGUGACGAAAAAUACAAGGAAAAAGAGAGGAAGCGUAAAGAAGGGAAGCACCAUGAUUGGCCAGAGAGUGACAAAGAUAGGAGUGAUUACAAGAGUAAUGUCCAAGUUGGUACUACCAGUAAUAAUGAUUUCAAGGAAGUAAUUAGAGAAGAAAGGGAAUCUGACCAAUGGGGGAGGGAGAGAAAAGAUAUCCUGAAAGAGAAAGAAAGACCAAAGGAAAGAGAAAAAGAUCAUGGUGACAGAGAAGGUCGUGGUGUUGGGGAGAAAGAAACUUAUCAGAAUGAGAAAGAGAUAGCAGAGAAAACAGCUGUACAAGAAAACUUUUCUGUGGAACAAAAGAAACCAACUGAAUCUUGGAGAAAUAUGGAAAGAGAAGCUAAAGAGAGGAGGAAAGAGAGAGAUGCCGAUAUAGAGGGAGAAAGACCUGAGAAGCGCAGUAGGGUCUAUGAUAAAGAAUCGGACGAAGUGGGUGCCGAUGUUGACGGGCUUACAGACAGAGAAAAAGAUUCCUUUGGUUUUGCAGUACAGCAGCGGAAGAGGAUGCUUCGCCCGAGGGGCAGCCCCCAAGUUGCUAAUCGUGAUGGACGUUUCAAGUCUCGUGGUCAAGAUGGAGAAGGGUCUCAAGGUAAACCUGAGGUCUCUACUAUUUACAAAGUUGGUGAAUGCAUGCAAGAAUUGACGAAAUUAUGGAAGGAAUAUGAAUCAUCUCAGGCUGAUAAAAACAGCGAUAAAUUAUCUAAUGGCCCUACUUUGGAAAUCAGGAUUCCUGCUGAACAUGUAACUGCUACAAACCGUCAAGUUAGGGGUGGACAGCUUUGGGGAACAGAUAUAUACACCGAUGACUCGGAUCUUGUUGCGGUUCUUAUGCAUACAGGUUAUUGCCGGCCGACAGCAUCUCCUCCUCCAGCAGCUAUUCAAGAGUUACGUGCAACAAUACGGGUUCUACCUCCACAAGAUAGUUAUGUGUCUACUUUGCGAAACAACGUUCGAUCGCGUGCGUGGGGAGCUGCGAUCGGCUGUAGUUAUCGUGUUGAACGCUGCUGCAUUAUGAAGAAAGGCGGUGGAACCAUUGAUCUUGAACCGUGCCUCACACAUACAUCCACAAUUGAGCCUACCUUGGCUCCAGUUGCCGUGGAGCGUUCGAUGACAACUAGAGCUGCAGCCUCGAAUGCAUUACGACAGCAAAGAUUUGUCCGGGAAGUCACAAUACAAUAUAACCUAUGCAAUGAACCUUGGAUCAAAUACAGUAUUAGUAUUGUAGCUGACAAGGGCUUGAAGAAGCCAUUGUACACAUCAGCACGCCUGAAGAAGGGAGAAGUUCUCUAUUUAGAAACUCAUUCAUGCAGGUAUGAGCUCUGUUUUACCGGUGAGAAGACUGUUAAAGCUCCAUGGCCUCCAUCUGUCUCACAGACGCAUGAAGCGGAGUCAGAUAAGCCUCAGAAUCAUGUUCCUUGCGCAAAUGGUGAACGAAGUACCGCAGAAGGUGAUAACAUGGUAGUAGACAUGUUCCGGUGGUCGAGGUGUAAGAGGCCUCUUCCGCAGAAGUUUAUGAGAUCGAUUGGGAUCCCUCUGCCUCUUGAACAUGUGGAGGUAUUGGAGGAGAAUCUUGAUUGGGAAGAUGUGCAGUGGUCUCAGACUGGUGUUUGGGUCGCUGGAAAAGAAUACCCGCUUGCAAGGGUGCAUUUUCUAUCUCCAAAUUAGCCGUUGCCUCUGUUAAUCUUAUUACCUGUUGUAAGUCAAUCUGGGAUUGAAGUAGCCAAUAUCGAUAGGAUAGGGUAGGGGGUUGUAACUUGUAAUAUAGCUUAAGUUUACGUAGGUGAAUUUCAAGUUGCUUGUUAUUCUUUAAGGCGUCGUUUUGCUGUUGUUCUGGGUCGUGUUAUUAUUGAUGUUGAGUCGAUAUUAAUACUUUGAGGUAGUUAAUAAAUUCAAGUUUGAUAUCGUUUCCCA
Molecule: messenger RNA, 2921 nt
Organism: Spinacia oleracea (spinach)
Lineage: Eukaryota; Viridiplantae; Streptophyta; Magnoliopsida; Caryophyllales; Amaranthaceae
Exons: 12
Coding region: 327-2675 (782 amino acids)
Source: RefSeq, a predicted model, not a curated record